Molecule: messenger RNA, 957 nt
Organism: Corvus hawaiiensis (hawaiian crow)
Lineage: Eukaryota; Metazoa; Chordata; Aves; Passeriformes; Corvidae
Exons: 4
Coding region: 1-957 (318 amino acids)
Source: RefSeq, a predicted model, not a curated record
AUGGCGGCCACAAGAGCCCCGCCGUGGGGAGAUGAACUGGAUUUGGGACGGAGCGGAUCAGAACAGGAGAGCGCGGGGCAGUCGCGGGGCAGUCGCGGGGCAGCCUCGCUCCGGCCCCGUCAGCGGCACCGCCGCUUCGUGCCGGGCAGGAGCGGCAGAAGGAGCCGGGCGGAGGCGGGGGCUGAAUCCCGGCAGGAGGAGGAGGAAGAAGAGGAAGGGGCCGGGGCCGCCUGCGGUGUCCGAUCCCCGGCAGCAGCGGCGAGGCCUCGGGGAGCGGCGGCGGGCGGGGCCCUUUGGAGCCGCCCCGAGGCUUUGGUGCCGCCGCGGGUCCCUGAAGGAGCCGCUCGGCGGGACGGGCGAGCUGGGAACGGAAGAAAACACCGAGAAAAGAAUGAAAUCCAAUCAAAGAGCCGCACCGAGGGGAGUCUCCGCCGGCCCGCGUCCCUGAAGGAGCUGCACCGAGACACCGGCGAGGAGCCCGGCGGUGAAAGAGCCGCACCGCAGGGGAGCGGGAUGAGAGCGCUUCCUUUCCGCCCGGAGAUUUGGAGAACAAAAUUCCCGGCUGCCCCUGCAUCCCUGCAGCUUUCCACAGCCCCAGCCUCGUCCCUCCUCUCCCGGUUCCUUUUCUCCAGUCUCUCCCUCGUGUCGCUGCCGGCUCGGAGGAAGGACAUUCCCCCCGGCACCCCCUGCCUCCUCCUCCUGUCCCGUGGGGCGCAGUUGGUGCUUCUGGAGCCGCCUGCCCGCGCAGCCGGACCCGUCCUGCGGCCGCUCAGCGCUGGAGCCGAGGGAAUGAACUGCGGGCAUCGCUGGGUUGCGCUGGCCCCGGCCGGGUGCCCGGUGCCACCAAAGCCGCUCUGCUCCUUGCAGGUCCCCUAUUCCCCUGCCGGCUCUCCUGCACCACAGAACUCUGCCGGCUGCAGCUUCACAAAUGUCAGGUCCGGGUCUGGAUGUUCCUGA